This is a messenger RNA of Procambarus clarkii (red swamp crayfish), 1459 nucleotides long. The record is from RefSeq and is a predicted model, not a curated record. Lineage: Eukaryota; Metazoa; Arthropoda; Malacostraca; Decapoda; Cambaridae.
GUCUCUUCUAGCAGGCGCCGCAAGGGUCCAAGUCUCCGUGAAGAUGCUGCGACAACUAGCUGUCAUCUCUGUCGCUUCCCUCGCCCUCACCCUGGUGUGCUCCCUGCCCGCCCUACACCGGACGAAACGAUGGGAAGAGUUCCCCAACGUGACCUUCACUUUCGACUGCACGGAUCGACCUGUUGGCUUCUAUGCCGACCAGGAAUUCAACUGCCAGCUCUUCCAUAUGUGUGACGAGGAUGGUCGACGCAUCCCUUACAUGUGCGCCAACGAUACGGCCUUCAACCAGGAGUACCGCAUCUGCGACUGGCAAUACAACUUCGACUGCUCCCUGGCUCACAACUGGUACUACCUUAAUGAACUCACCUACGUCACUGACCCUCCGAAGUUUUAGACUUACUGACCCUUGUGUGACCCUCGAAAUGAUCUCGCCUGUGAUGACCCGAUGACCUGAUCUGUAUAACCUGUGACCCAGGAUGAAGGACCCGUGUGGACUCUCACAGAUCUCCCAGCAUCAGGAGGUCUCCACGAGUCUACAGACCUCUGUUUUAAGAGUCCUUGAUGAGGAAACUCGGCUCCCCUUAUCCCUUACCCUCCACCAUCCCCCAAGCUUGGGUUGCCUUCACACAGCACCUAGGUGUCGUACUCAAGGUUAUGACACCUCACGCAUGUCCUCCUGGGUUCUCGAGUGCCUGCACGAUACCUGUACAUACAGUGGCUCUCCCGCGGCAACUGUGCCUGGAGCCGCCCACCCGUGGAUCCCUGAAGCACUGUGGACAGCCGACAAUGCAAUAGCCCUUCACUGAAGCUAUAUAUCAAGACUGAUGGAAAGGCGACAUCAAAGCAACAGUGGUGCAUUGACUUUCCUGUAGAUCUAACUAGAGCAAAGUAGUGAGUGGCGCCUCGCUGGCUGUGAGCGCCACAUGAAGGCAUCUACAGGAGCCAGAGUCCUCCACAGGGCAGCAGGAAUCCUGGCGCUGUUAGAGCUGGUCUCUGCUCACCGCCACAAGCACAUAUGUACAGAGUCACCUAAUACGUAGUCCUUAGGAACAACAUCAGUGUCCAUUGUAUCUUAUAAUAUAUAAUAUAUAUAUAUUAUACUAAAUACCUGUUAACGUUCAUGUGUCGAUCAAAGGUAAAUGUUAAACACACAGCCUGCUGACAGCAUCACCCAUCACUGCUGUCAGGGCAAUGGUGCCAUUGUCUCUGGUCAGGAAGCCAAAACUUGUGAUCCACUCACUGUAUAUGGUCAACAAACUCCUAACGAUCCUACUUUAUUAGAUAUCAUAUUCGAUCACAAAGAUAAUUCUACAAUUUCUAUUAUACUGUAUUAUAUUUCCAAACUUGCCCUUUCCACAUAUAUGCCAUAUUUAAGUUUAAUUUGAUUCGGUGAUACCCUUGGUUAUGUCUGUGAUGAUUGUUGUGGUUGGAUGAAUACAGAUUUAUACGUCUUCUGAAA